AGAGGGCGGAGCGGCGCCGGAGCGGGCGUCAUGGCGCGGCUCCUCUGGUUGCUCCGGGGCCUGACCCUCGGAACUGCGCCUCGGCGGGCGGUGCGGGGCCAAGCGGGCGGCGGCGGGCCCGGCACCGGGCCGGGACUGGGGGAGGCAGGGUCUCUUGCAACGUGUGAGCUGCCUCUUGCCAAGAGUGAGUGGCAAAAGAAACUAACCCCGGAGCAGUUCUACGUCACAAGAGAAAAGGGAACGGAACCGCCUUUCAGUGGGAUCUACCUGAAUAACAAGGAAGCAGGAAUGUAUCAUUGCGUGUGCUGCGACAGUCCACUCUUCAGUUCUGAGAAAAAGUACUGCUCUGGCACUGGGUGGCCUUCGUUUUCCGAGGCUCAUGGUACGUCUGGCUCUGAUGAAAGCCACACAGGGAUCCUGAGACGUCUGGAUACCUCGUUAGGAUCAGCUCGCACAGAGGUUGUCUGCAAGCAGUGUGAAGCUCAUCUAGGUCACGUGUUUCCUGAUGGACCUGGGCCCAAUGGUCAGAGGUUUUGCAUCAACAGUGUGGCUUUGAAGUUCAAACCAAGGAAACACUGACCAUCUUCAAGAGUCCCGUUCCCUUGCCACCCCUUCACGUGCACCCUCAAUUUCCACAAUUCACUUGAAUGACUUGUUUUAUUUGCAAUAAAACUGGGCUGAAUUUGCUGCUGUCUCCAGCGAGUCAUUGCUUCUCUUAAUUUAUUUACCUGGAAUCAACUUAAUCCUGUGUGUUAGGCUGUUCUUGUGUUGCUAUAAAGAAGUACCUGAUCAGGAUCUGGGAGAAUUUGAAAAAAAAAGAAAAACUAGAAAAAUAAACAAAAUUAAAAAGAAAAAAAAAUACCUGAGACUGAGUAACUUAUAAAGAAAAGAGGUUUAAUUGACUCACAGUUCUGCAGGGUGUACAGAAAGCAUGGUGCCAGCAUUUGCUCGGAUUCUGGGGAGACCUGAGGGAGCUUUUACUCAUGGCAGAAGGUGAAGGGGGAGCCGGCGUCUCACAUGGCAAAGCAGGAGCAAGAGAGAGUGGUAGGGAGGUGCCACAUACUUUUAAACAGCCAGAUCUCUCAAGAACUCACUCACUGUCACCAGGACAGCACCAAGCCAUGAGGGAUCCACCCUCAUGACCCAGUUACCUCCCGGCAGGGCCCACCUCCGGCACUAGGAAUUAUACUUCAACAUAAGAUUUGGAGAGGGAAAACAUCCAAACCAUAUCACCCAACUCCCACUUGGAGUAGAACUUCACAAAACGACAGAGGGACAGCUGUUUCCAUCAAACACUUCCACAGCUUCACCUGAGACGAGGGCAUGACUCUGGGAACAUCAGGAGGCUGAUGGACUAUUAAGCCAAACAAUUCCUACAAAAAUUCCCUGCACCUUCCACUGCGUUUCAGUCCUUGACAGACAUAAGUAAGGGAUCAAGUGAGAAGAGGAAGGAAAAUACAGGAUCCAAGGAAUCAACAAUGCUAGCACUGAAGAGCAGGAUUACGGAGGAGCUGUGCUCUGGGAGCAUAUAUGGUGAUCAAUCAGAUGCAUGACUUUUUUUUCAAAAUUUUAAAUGUCUUGAGCAUGCUACUUCCAACCAUUCUACCCACAAAUAAACUGCAAUAGGACUUGGUUAGAUUUCAAUGAUUAUGAAUAAAUGUUCACCUUCAUACCUUCUGGUUACAAAGCUAAACUUUAAAAUGUCCAAAUAAAAUAUUCACUAAAAUUUA
Messenger RNA from Homo sapiens (human), 1730 nucleotides. It is a transcript of the gene MSRB2, whose product is annotated as methionine sulfoxide reductase B2. NCBI's taxonomy places the organism in Eukaryota, Metazoa, Chordata, Mammalia, Primates, Hominidae. The record is from RefSeq and is marked validated. Gene Ontology annotation, biological process: protein repair; response to oxidative stress; actin filament polymerization. Bases 31 to 579 code for a protein of 182 amino acids. The transcript has 5 exons. Gene Ontology annotation, cellular component: mitochondrion. Gene Ontology annotation, molecular function: actin binding; oxidoreductase activity, acting on a sulfur group of donors, disulfide as acceptor; peptide-methionine (R)-S-oxide reductase activity.